Molecule: messenger RNA, 507 nt
Organism: Coniosporium apollinis CBS 100218
Lineage: Eukaryota; Fungi; Ascomycota; Dothideomycetes
Exons: 1
Coding region: 1-507 (168 amino acids)
Source: RefSeq, a predicted model, not a curated record
AUGCCAAUCUCACUCUACGACCUGAGCGUCCCGCUCUUCAUCAGUAAUCUCACCAACCUCACGAGCAUCCUCAAGAAGGCCGAGCAAUAUGCGGACGAUAACGGCAUCCCGCACUCCGACCUCCUGACCGCGCGUCUGGCGGCGGACAUGCUGCCGUUAACCUUCCAGAUCCAGAGCUGCAGCAACACUUCCAAGAACAGUCUCGUGCGCGUGGCCGACGCCGAAGCCGUGCCCAUGGAGGACAACGAGAGCACGUUUGCGGAGCUUCAGGCGCGGAUCGCGAAGACGAUUGACGUGCUCAAGGACGUGGAUCCGAGCAAGUUUGACGGAACGGAGGAGAAGGAGGUGGUCAUGAAGUUCCCCGGCAGGGAAUUCAAGUUCACGGGCCAGAGCUACCUACUGACCUUCGCUAUUCCGAACUUCUUUUUCCAUGCCACGACCGCUUAUGACAUCCUGAGGAGCAAAGGCGUGCCUCUCGGGAAAGGGGACUUCCUGGGCAGCUUAUGA